AUGCGUCCGGGGCUCGUUAGAUUGGGGCUUCGAGGGCUUGCUAGAUUGGAGCGGCCGACUGUGUCGAAUGAUGGUGGCGGCUGUAGUUGUUUUCCUAGCAAGUUGGGCAGUUCGAGUGGAGUUGAAAAUCUCAACCGGGAUUGGAGAAAUUCGCGGCCGGAGAAAUCGGGCGGAAGAGUUUGCAAAUAUGCGGCCGGGCUGUUGAGAUGGUGCGGUAGGAGGUGCUGGAGAAAUUGGGAAAUCUCGGCCGGGUCUCCAAGGAACCUCGUGGCGGCCGAGAAUGUUGGAGCUGUUGGAAAUAUCGGCCGGGCUCUAUGUCAAAGUGAGGCUGGAUUGCGGCCGAAACAUGGGAAGCCAAGAUGCGACCGCAAGGAAAACCAAGAUAUGGCAGGUUGGGCCUUAGGAUUUCCUGUGCGACUGGAGCUAUGGGAAUUUUUGGGCGCACAAAUGUGA
This is a messenger RNA of Prunus armeniaca (apricot), 453 nucleotides long. Lineage: Eukaryota; Viridiplantae; Streptophyta; Magnoliopsida; Rosales; Rosaceae. The record is from the annotation of a GenBank genome assembly.